AUGCUGGAGAAGCUGAGGGCCUGGAAGGAGCGCAACUACGACUGCAUCGUGCCGCGCAAGGUGCAUGAUGCGGGGGACUUGGGGGAGUGGGUACACCACGUGCGCCUGCUGCACCGCCGCGGUCAGCUGCCGGCGGCCGCGCAGCACCAGCUGGAGGCACUGAGCUUCAGCUGGGUGGUGGAUGGUGUGACGGCGAAGUGGUACCACAACUUGCACGCAGCACGGCGGUAUCGAGAGGUGCACGGCAGUGGUGACAUCCCGCCAGACUUUGCUGAUCCCUCGCAUCCCGACUGGGUGGAAGCGGCGCGCUGGCUGGCACGGCAGCGUGACCUAUACGGCCGCCAGAAGCUGCUCCUAGUGCGGGUGCGACUGCUCAAGGAGCUCCUGGGUGUGAAGCUGCAUCGCGAGUAUUCACGGCCGCGGCGCAACAUGCAUGCGGUGCUGCGGGAGGGCAACGCACGAUUCAGGGGAGGGCAACGCACGAUUCAGGGCGGAGCAGCAGCCAAGAUCUACGGUGCAUUGUAA
Messenger RNA from Chlorella variabilis, 525 nucleotides. RefSeq lists its product as hypothetical. The record is from RefSeq and is a predicted model, not a curated record. Bases 1 to 525 code for a protein of 174 amino acids. Lineage: Eukaryota; Viridiplantae; Chlorophyta; Trebouxiophyceae; Chlorellales; Chlorellaceae. The transcript is spliced from 4 exons.